Molecule: messenger RNA, 882 nt
Organism: Yarrowia lipolytica CLIB122
Lineage: Eukaryota; Fungi; Ascomycota; Dipodascomycetes; Dipodascales
Cellular component (GO): mitochondrion
Source: RefSeq, a predicted model, not a curated record
AUGUUGAGCUGCAUCUCAUUGUGUUUCGGCCGACUAUUGACGACAAAUUUUGAAAAAAAAAUGAACAUUCGAGGAAUUUCCCGGGGUCUUUUGCACGUUUCGCGGGUCGCCGGGGUCCGUGGACCCGCUCACGUCACCCGAUUCGCUUUCCCCACACCCGUCUGUGCUCCAUCGCGACUUUCGUCUGUGAGAUGGUUUUCGGGCACCCCCCAGACGAUGGAGAGAAGUGUAGGACAGCCUGGCAACGCCAACAAUGUCACCAACAUCAAUUCCAAGGCUGAGGGUCAGCAGGAGGACCAGGGUGGCGACAAGGAAGGCAAGGAGGGCAACAAGAAGAAGGCCACCGGAAUCAAGGCUCUGGUCCAAAAGUACGGCUGGGUGGCAUUGGGAGUCUAUCUGUCUCUUUCCACCAUCGAUCUGCCCAUCUGCUGGCUCGGAGUUCACUCUGUGGGUCUCGACAAGGUGGUGGAGUGGCAGGUAUACCUCAAGGAGUUGGUUGGAUGGAAGACCACCCCCAAGGAGGAACUUCAGGAGGACAAUGUUGAGGGCAGCGACAUUGCCAACACUGUGACCGGCGCUCUUGCCAUGGUGACUCCCGAUAUCGGGGCUGCUGUCGAGGACCAGAAGGUGGACGAGAAGCUGCCGGAGACCUCUCCCACCGAGUCGUACUGGUUUUCCAAGCAGAUGUGGGCCGAGUUUGCUGUUGCUUAUGCGAUCCACAAGUCUCUGAUUUUCAUCCGACUGCCCAUCACUGCUGCCAUCACCCCCUCUGUUGUCAAGAUUCUCAAGCGAUGGGGCUUCAACAUUGGCAAGAAGAAGCCUGUGGGUCAGUUUGGCGUCUCUCCCAGCCAGCGGCAAAAGUGGUGGAGCUGGUGGUUCUAA